Messenger RNA from Racocetra fulgida, 475 nucleotides. The record is from the annotation of a GenBank genome assembly. Lineage: Eukaryota; Fungi; Glomeromycota; Glomeromycetes; Diversisporales; Gigasporaceae.
AACGUGCAAUAGCAUUUACUAAUCAGUUAAAUGAACUUUUCGCACAAUAUAACAAACAUGAACAUCCAACUGUCAAUUGGAAAUUCUGGUGGAUUAAUUCCUACGAAAAUUACGUUACUGGUUUGGAUGGAAGAGCCCAUGGAAAUGGUCAUUUAAACAAUUUAAAGAUGCGUUUUGGUCUUAGGGUUAAAUUCGCAGCCUUAUUUGCUGAAAAUGCUUUAAUUAUCCUUGAAAUCAAUGAUGCCCUCUCUGAUCUUACCAAAACUACUGUUGGUGUGAAUCUUAAAAACUUUAAUAAUAAUGUCAAUCAUGGUAAUAACACUAGUAAUAAUAUCAAUCACGGUAAUAACACUAGUAAUGAUGUCAAUUAUGGUAAUAACACUAAUUACAUUAAUAAUGCCAACUAUUCUAAUGAGAUAGCAAUUAUUAAUAAUAAUAUCCCUAAUAAUUCAAAUUCGCAAAUUAUUGAUAUGAA